Rhododendron vialii is the source of this 1305-nucleotide messenger RNA. Its product is annotated as pentatricopeptide repeat-containing protein At1g31790. Gene Ontology annotation, molecular function: protein binding. Bases 1 to 1305 code for a protein of 434 amino acids. NCBI's taxonomy places the organism in Eukaryota, Viridiplantae, Streptophyta, Magnoliopsida, Ericales, Ericaceae. The record is from RefSeq and is a predicted model, not a curated record. The transcript has a single exon.
AUGGAGGUCGCAUCAUCAUCAUCGUCAGCUCACGGGCAACAAGCUUUGUCCUCCGUAAGCAUAGGUACCCUUUCCAAACCCACAUCCCCUUGUCAAAUUCACUUGCCUCUUAAGAAACCCACCAUCCUCCAACAACUCCACCACCGUCCCCACUUACCACCGCCACCGUCUAUCAUCUCACCACCCAACAAGAAGAAUAACACCACCACCACCACCACCACCACCAAUAAUAAUCAUCUCACUGACGUUUUGCGUCUGAUGGACGGCCUUGGCCUUCCGAUACCCGUGGACAUUUAUACUAGUCUCGUCAAAGAAUGCACGGAAACCCGGGACCCUGCCGGAGCUUUGGCGUUGGUCGCCCACAUCAAUAAGAGCGGUAUCCGACCUGGGUUGCACUUCUUGAACCGUAUCUUGUUGAUGUAUGUUGCCUGUGGGCUAAUUGAGAAUGCCCACCGACUGUUUGGUAAAAUGCCCGUUAAGGAUUGUAAUUCGUGGGCUGCUAUGGUUGCUGGGUACAUUGACAACGACAAGUAUGAAGAAGGAAUUUGUUUGUUUGUCGAAAUGAUGCGCAAUCACCAAAACGAACGGAGGAACGCUAAUAUUCUUGGGUUCCCUUAUUCUUGGAUAGUUGUGUGCAUUUUGAAGGCUUGUGUCCACACGAAGAAUUUGGGACUUGGGAAGCAAAUUCACGGUUGGUUGACGAAGAUUGGGUAUUCGAGUGAUUUGUUUCUGAGUAGUUCGUUGAUGAAUUUAUAUGGGAAAUUGGGAGGUAUUGAAGGAGUGGACUGUGUAUUUGAUCGCAUGCCUUGUCGUGGCAACACUGUGGUUUGGACGGCUAAAAUUGUUAAUCUUUGUCGGGGAAUGAAUUUUGAUGAAGUGCUUAAUGUGUUUAAUGAGAUGGGAAGGGAAGGAGUGAAGAAGAAUGAGUAUACGUUUUCUAGCGUCUUGAGAGCAUGUGGGAGGAUGGAGGACGAUGGGAAGUGUGGUGAGAAGGUUCAUGCUAGCGUGAUCAAACUGGGAUUGGAAUCGAAUGAUUACGUGCAAUGUGGGUUGGUUGACAUGUAUUCAAAACGUGGGUUGCUAUGGAAUGCAAGAACAGUGUUUGAGACGGUUGGAGGGCAGAGAACUGAUGCUUGUUGGAAUGCCAUGCUCACGGGUUACAUACAACACGGAGAUUGCAUUGAGGCCAUCAAAGUUCUUUACGCGAUGAAGUCAGCUGGAUUGCAGCCUAAGGAAUCAAUACUCAAUGAAGUCAUGUUUACUUGUGGGAGUAGAAAUCUUGAGAACCAGAUAGAGGGAUUGUAG